AUGUCGUGGGUGAAAUCAGUGGCGUCUAGUGAGGAUGUGUUCGACGAGGAUGUGGAUGAUAUUAGUCUGCAGAACAAAGAAUGGAAAUACAACAUGGAAAAACGCACAAAGGAUGGUUACAGAGAUGGCAGUGAUGCAGGGAAAGAAGCGUCACUACAGACUGGUUUUAACAUGGGAUACACAGAAGGAGUCACUAAAAUGACGGUCAUCGGUCAGCUUAAAGGAAUCAUGAGUGCUGUUCGAUGCUGGUGUCAGGUUCAUCUGCCUGGAAGCCCAGCUUUAGAGUCAGUUACCAGUCUGCUUCAGAAAUUGGAGACACAUGAGGACGGGCUUGUGGAGGCCAUGAGGAAAGCCCAGCUGAGGCCUCCACCUUGUGUGACUGAGAUGGUGGAUGACAUGGAGGACCUAAAUGUCGAGAACAGGAACCAAGAGGGAGAAUCUAGGAACUCAAACAAUGGGAACUGUUGUGGGAGAGAUGGAGCGAAUAAUGACUGCUGUGGAAAUGUCAGAGAUGUGAGUGAAGAUUCACCAAGAGCUCUUUUCCAGAGUUCUUCGUCUACAGGAGAGAGUCUGAAACAGCUGCUGAAGUGCUGCUUGGACUUGAUAACAGAACUGGGGCUUCCUGAAGAACUAAAACUUCACAUUCAGCAGCUCAUACACACUUGA
This is a messenger RNA of Carassius carassius (crucian carp), 666 nucleotides long. RefSeq names its product protein YAE1 homolog. The record is from RefSeq and is a predicted model, not a curated record. Bases 1 to 666 code for a protein of 221 amino acids. The transcript is spliced from 3 exons. NCBI's taxonomy places the organism in Eukaryota, Metazoa, Chordata, Actinopteri, Cypriniformes, Cyprinidae.